Messenger RNA from Cryptomeria japonica (Japanese cedar), 1742 nucleotides. Its product is annotated as 3-methyl-2-oxobutanoate hydroxymethyltransferase 1, mitochondrial. Gene Ontology annotation, biological process: pantothenate biosynthetic process. The transcript has 6 exons. The record is from RefSeq and is a predicted model, not a curated record. Gene Ontology annotation, cellular component: mitochondrion. Gene Ontology annotation, molecular function: magnesium ion binding; 3-methyl-2-oxobutanoate hydroxymethyltransferase activity. The coding region runs from base 139 to 1287 and encodes 382 amino acids. NCBI's taxonomy places the organism in Eukaryota, Viridiplantae, Streptophyta, Pinopsida, Cupressales, Cupressaceae.
AAUAAGGAACAAAAUGACCAGAUACUAUUUCUCCAAAUGCUGUACUUUAUGGAGGCCUGCUAAACAUUUUUUUUAGCAAUUUAAUUGUUGCCUCGUCUGAAUGCUCAACAGUAAAGGACGUGUGCAAAGCUGUAUUCAAUGCGCAUGGCUCAACAUCUUAAACAUUUGUGCAGUAAUUCGUGGCUAUCAAAAGGAAAAAGAGUAAUAAUGAAAACGAGGAGAGUUGAGGAACUUCUGCAAAACCAUUUUGAUCUUUCUUCUUCUAUGACGGGUUUGCGCGGAAUGUCUAAUCUUCCUGAAAAUGCUGUUUAUGGAGGACCCCAGUCCCAAUCCCCAUGGAAAAGGAUUACUUUAAACCACCUUACUGCUAAAUACGAGAAAGGAAACCCAAUCACAAUGGUCACUGCAUAUGAUUACCCCUCUGCAGUUCAUGUGGACAUAGCUGGCAUCGACAUCUGCCUAGUAGGAGAUUCUGUGGGAAUGGUGGUGCAUGGACAUGAUACAACCUUGCCUGUCACAUUGGAGGAUAUGCUGCUUCAUUGUCGUGCAGUAGCUCGGGGUGCUUCCCGACCUCUCCUUGUUGGGGAUUUGCCUUUUGGCAGCUAUGAAGAAAGCAAAGAGCAGGCAGUUGCAAGUGCAGCUCGCAUGUUGAAGGAGGGAGGAAUGGAUGCAAUAAAGCUUGAAGGAGGCACACCGUCCAGGGUUACUGCAGCAAGAGCUAUAGUUGAGGCAGGGAUUGCAGUCAUGGGACAUGUGGGAUUGACUCCUCAGGCAAUAAGUGUUCUGGGUGGAUUCAGGCCUCAGGGUAGAAAUGUUGCUAGUGCAACAAAAGUUCUGGAAAGUGCAUUGGCUUUGCAGGAUGCAGGAUGUUUUUCUAUUGUACUUGAAUGUGUGCCCUCUCCUGUGGCAGCAGCCGUCACUUCUUCUCUUCAAAUCCCUACUAUAGGGAUUGGAGCUGGGGCUAAUUGCAGUGGUCAGGUCUUGGUGUAUCAUGACUUGCUGCAGAUGAUGCAACAUCCACAUCAUGCUCUGGUUACUCCCAAAUUCUGUAAGCAUUAUGGAAAGAUAGGAGCUGCUAUCAAUGAAGCCCUGUCAAAGUAUAGAGACGAGGUGGUCUCCAAGAAAUUUCCAUCUGCUGCUUAUACUCCAUAUACAAUCAAUCAACCUGAUUUGGAGGGUUUUAUUACUGAGCUUCGCACGAGAGGAUUAAACAAAGCAGCCACUGCUGCUGCUGCAGCUUCUGAGGAUGAUAAUAGUGAUCCCCCAAUUGCUACUCUUCUAGACUAAAAUAGAAUGGGUGAUUUUUUACUGUUUGUAAAUAUGAGACAAAGGAGCAUAGGAGCACAGUUAACUGAUACAGCUUCCUAGAAUUAGAGCACAGUUAACUGUUACAGCUUCUUAGAAUAAGAGCACUGUAUUUGCUUAUGUGAAAAAUUAAAGAGGGAGACUUAUGCCUUUUAUUACAUUGCCAAGCCAAAUUAAGAGGCUAGAUCUUAGUAGAAGUUUUCUGGUUUAAGGUGUUAAUCCCACAACUUACCUGAUGACAUCAAUAAUAAUUAUACCUGGAUAUUAAAUAAGUGACAAGAGAGCAAGGUGCUUUCACUGUCACAAGCACACACACAAGCAUAUCUCAGAUUCUCGACUCACUAUACUUGAACAGUUACACAGCAGAGCUGGAGGUUUUAUCUACUCUAAUUUUCCUUAAGAUUAACAGUUACAAUAAAGGAUACAGGUUUAAAUUG